Molecule: messenger RNA, 1350 nt
Organism: Alternaria atra
Lineage: Eukaryota; Fungi; Ascomycota; Dothideomycetes; Pleosporales; Pleosporaceae
Exons: 3
Coding region: 1-1350 (449 amino acids)
Source: RefSeq, a predicted model, not a curated record
AUGCAGAGCAGUAGCGGAGGUUUUCGGCCUUCUGGGUCUGAAGACCCAAUCCUAAACCAGCUUCGCCAGGAGCUCAACGGACUGGCUAGCCUCUAUACCCAGUUAGUGGCUGAUGUUCUCGCAGGCAAUCCCAUGCCUGUGGCACCCAUGUUGGAUACCGAGAAGUCGCUUCAAUUAGCGAGGUAUCCGGAUGACCACGCUCGCUAUCGCGAGAUCAUGCGAGCAGGCAUUAAGCGCAUCGAUGCCGCCAGUCGCAAGUAUUAUGAUCAGAUCAUAGCGGGAGCCGCGCCUUCAGUGGAUAGGACGCCUUUGUACAGCCAGCCAGCCUCUUCAGGAAAGAAGAAGCCGCUCACACCACCUUCGUACAGGGCGCGCCCGCCCCUACCAGAGAACGAGAGCGCGCCGACAGCACAGCCAGGCAAGAAAGUACCCCCGACCUUUGGCACGAUGCUACAGCGCAGCUCUACCAUGGCGCCUGAAGCAGCCACUCCCCAAGGUCCACAUUUGCCAGGCCUGAACCCAGCACAAGUUCCUAGACAGGCAGCGCAGCCAGCCCCGACUCAGGGCACAUAUAGCAGGGUCAACCCUCCCUCGAGCGGGUUUGUUGAUAACGUGCUCAUCCGCGAGGGUUGGACUCGCUGGGAGAACUAUGCCGGCCAGCCGAAGUCGCAGACAGCCAAAUACGAGAGUGGUUCGCAAGAUGGACAAACCAUCAAGAACGCUAAAGGCGAAGAUGCAGUCGCAACCAGGUUGAAUCCUGCAGUGUACGGCGGCACACCAGCUAUGGAUGUCGGCUACUGCCAGGGGUGGAUUAAUGGGAACUGUGAGUUCCAGAACUGGGAACUGUGUCCGUUCCGACAUUGGGUCCCAGAACCUAUCGAGCAGCGAUGGCAUUCGGAGGAGUUCAUGAGCAAGAUUUUGGCAUCCAGUGGAGGCCCCUAUCUGCCACCAGAUAAUCCGAAUUCCAAGUACGCAGGUCGCUCGCGCGUGUAUUCUAACAGGGACGUGUUCAAGCCACAGAAGUUUCUAGAGGCAGCACCACCGGAGCUCAAUGCAUGGUAUGAUCAAGCUCUGAUUAACGAUAAGCCUAUCCCUACCCCCGAACAACAGGCUGCGGAGAAAGUUGGGUACAAGAUCACAGAAACGUUCAAACAAACUGGCUCCAAGAAGACGGGGCCAGAGCAAUUCCCGCCCAUUUCAUCCACGGAAUCGAAGCCUUCAAAGGCCACAACCACCUCAGCUAGCGAUUGGGCUGAGGAUGAGGAUUCUGCCGACGAGAAGGACCGCCGGUAUCGAGACGCCAGAGCUCGGGUGGCUAAGUACGAAGCCAAUGGGUUGGGGUUUCUGUAG